Messenger RNA from Neopsephotus bourkii (Bourke's parrot), 3362 nucleotides. RefSeq names its product cerebellin 2 precursor (gene CBLN2). The record is from RefSeq and is a predicted model, not a curated record. Lineage: Eukaryota; Metazoa; Chordata; Aves; Psittaciformes; Psittacidae. Bases 61 to 723 code for a protein of 220 amino acids. The transcript is spliced from 4 exons. Gene Ontology annotation, molecular function: protein binding.
GAAGCGGAUGCGGCUCUGGGAGCAGAGCCGCCCCAAGGAAGAAACAGUUUAAUAAAGGCAAUGAAGGCGGAUCCGCCACCUCCCGCUGGGCGCCGAGUUUCAGGGGUCCAGGCAUGGGAAUGUGGUGCGCAGCCUGAAGUACCCCAAACACCGUGUCCUUCGCAAUCUCGGCUCAUUUUCUCUAAGCAAUACAAGUUCACGGACGAGCUACCUAGCCAGCCCUCCUCUCCUGUCAUGGACCUCCCAGGCUGCUCCUGCUGCCUGGCGGCGGCGCUGCCGCUGUUGCUGCUGCUGCUGCCCGCCGGGUGCCCGGUGCGGGCUCAGAACGACACAGAGCCCAUCGUCCUGGAGGGGAAGUGCCUGGUGGUGUGCGACUCCAGCCCCUCGGCCGACGGCGCCAUCACCUCCUCCCUGGGGAUCUCGGUGCGUUCCGGCAGCGCCAAGGUGGCCUUCUCGGCCACCCGCAGCACCAACCACGAGCCCUCUGAGAUGAGCAACCGCACCAUGACCAUCUACUUCGACCAGGUAAGUUUAAUGCAAAACGGCUACCCAGUGAUUUCAGCUUUUGCAGGGGAUCAGGACGUCACCAGAGAAGCAGCCAGCAAUGGGGUCUUGCUCCACAUGGAAAGAGAAGACAAAGUGCAUCUCAAACUGGAAAGGGGUAACCUCAUGGGAGGGUGGAAAUAUUCAACCUUUUCUGGCUUCUUAGUCUUUCCACUAUAAAAGAAGGCCAAAUAGGCAGCAGAUCUGUGAGCCGGAGGAAGGAUUCAGUCGUUAAUGACACCCUGAUCUUGGCAGCACAUGACAAUAUUUCCAGUCACCCCGUCAGACUGUCAUGGUAGAAGAAUGAUAACCUCCUAAACUCCAACAUUUGCUUUGAAUAUUGACAAUUCCUCGGGAACCUGCGCCUCUAAUUAGUUUUAGACGACAGUGAUCUUUAGGAGAAAUGAAAUUAUCGACCUGAGCAAUUUGUACCUGUGAUUGUAAAGUCAAUUUCGGAUUUUAUUGCUGGGAUCAUUGACUUUCUUAUUAUUUUUUAAUUUUUCCCCUCUUUCAUUUUUUCCUCUUUUUUUUCUCUUGUCGUUGUCCCAGUGAGACAAAUAACUCGGACCACACAAUCGCUUUGUCAAAGGCUCAGUCCAGAGCCAGAAGAAUGAAGUGUUCAGCCCAAUGAGGUGUUCUUUCCAUACUUUAUUUCUCCGUGUUGUAUAGCCUUAAGGGAAAAAAAGAAAAAAACCCAAAAAAACAGAAAAAAAAAAAAAAAAGAAAAAAAAGGCUUCAGUUUCAGUCCUGUAUUUUUCUGGGGGAGGGGGAUUCUGGACAUUACUGUGUCAAGAAGUGCUUUAUCAAGUGAAGCAAAAUUUGCACGAUUGGAACCUUAUUUGUUUUGUGUUGUUCGUAUUUUUCAUCGACUUUCUUUUUCCUGAUUUUUGUCUGUGUGUGCUAAAAAUGUAUGCUAGAUUGAUCAAUAAGACAAAACGAAGCACAUAUAUACCCUGUAGCUCUAGGUGAAGCUAACCAGUGAACAAUUUUGUCUGCACUUUUCAGCUGAUCUUUAUAGACCUAUUUAGAGAAAGGAGCGAGAGAGCUACAUGAUCCUUCAAUUACAAUCUGGAGACCGGUAAAGGAACUGACAUUUCUGAAUUGUCCUGACAUUUCUAGAAGCAACAAUGGAGGCUUUGAAUAUCUUCUCUGACCAUACCCUAAAAUAUAUCCUUUCUUUGCAUUACUGAGUGUAUUUUGGGUGGUUUUAUCUGAUAUUUAUUUGAUGUAUUUGUCCACUAAUGCUUGAGUACACAUUGUGGGAGCAUGGAGAGAUAGCAGAGCAAACUCUUCCUCUUCCAAGUUAAAUAAAAUCAUCUCUACUUGACCUGUCCGUGGCAAGUAUCGGAGGAGCUGACGCUAGCAUCUUUGACAGCCUUUGGGAGAGGGGCCUCAGAGGAUCAGCAAACGCACCAGAAGCUGCAUGGGUGCCUUGCAUUUGUUAGCCGUGUGUGCUCUUCCCAGUACAAGUGGCCUCAGAGUUCUGGUGGUGGACCAAUGUCGGUAUUGGAGGUUAGGAAAACUUAAUACCCCAAUUCACAAGAGGUAAAAUAUCAGGCCAACGUCAGUUGCAUCAUUUUGCCUCACUCUUAAUAAACAGACCCUGUUUUUUCACUUUUUUUACGGAGGUUGGUGUAUUAUUGUGCUGAGGGAAACCUUGCUUGAGGACAUCCAGAAAGAAUGUUUAUAUUAUUUUAUAUUUAUUAAUUUUUAACUUCAUUUAUUUAAUUUUAAAUAAUUCAUCUUGCUAUUAAUCCUGCAAGGGUGGAUGUGUAUAAGAAUUUAUUUUUUGUCAAAUAUACUCCUCUGCCACAAAUAUAAUGCAAAAGCAUUUGCAGCAAAUCGGUGGUAGCUAUGUUGUAUUUCAAAAUUAUGGUGGACAUGGCAUUUUCAUUGUAAAUUUAUCAUUUAAGGGGCAAAGUCAAUUAAAGUCAUAUAUUCUUAAAAAAAAACAACCUUAUCUGUGUUGCUUAUGAUACCUCAGAUGACUAAACCGUAGGCCAAUAUAAUAUUUAAUAUUUUCAUGUAUUUUCAACAUUGAUGCUGUUUGUUUGCUUUGGUAUUUUACUUUGCUGGCUACUGAAUUAAUGGGCUUCAGGUUUGUUUUUAAUGGGUUAUAUUUUCUAGUUCUCCUUUUGCAUUGGCAUGACUGCAAUGUUUCUAUUUGCUAAAGUAUCACAGGACUACAUUUAAAUAGAUGAAAUAAAGCCUGAGUCAUCAGCGACCUUCUAUUAAAAUACAAAAAUACAAUUAAAAUGGUUGUCUUAAUGCUAGAUACUGUAAAACUACUUUUAAAUCUUAAGUUUUUGUGUUUAAAACUCGAUCAUGUCUCUCAAGAAAAUAUACACUGAGGUGGGUUCAAGGUCCCAGCUUUUCGGUUUCUAUUCCGUUUCCUUAGUCUUAUUUUGAAAUUCUGCCUACUGUAAUCACUUUCAGUUGUCCCAUUUAUCUCAGUUCGUUUGGUUUGAUAAGGCAGUGGUAUACUAUUUCUUGAUCUCUCCUUAGUUAAAUGAAGCCAAUGUCAAGAUUUUCCUUGAACAUAUUCUUGGAAAUCUCUUAAGCCACUUAAGCUGCAGAAUCUGAAUAACCUGCUUCAUAUGUUCAAAGUCAGUAAUUUUGACCAUGGUUAUUUUAUAAAGCUAAAUAUACAAUAGCGAAUCUUCUCUGAAUUUGAAGAGGGUCUCUAAUGUACUGCCUCUCUUCCUCUUCUACUGAUGUGCCCUUCAUGAUAAGCUGUAGUGUUAGGCGUGUUAUAAAAACAGUUAAAUGGAAUCCCUUUCUUUUUGUAAAAUCCUCCUAAAUCUAAUAAGUUCCCUUUA